AUGGGAGGUAGGAGAGCUCUGCAUUAUGUUCUGAAGAUCGGUGACAGGGGCCAGACAGCCUGUUUCUUCAGAGAUGUCCUGGGGAUGAAGGUUCUAAGGCAUGAAGAAUUUGAAGAAGGUUGCAAAGCUACUUGUAAUGGCCCAUAUGAUGGCAAAUGGAGCAAAACUAUGAUCGGAUAUGGUUCUGAGGACAACCACUUUGUUGUUGAACUGACUUACAACUAUGGAAUUGGGGAGUAUUGUCUUGGAAAUGACUUCUUGGGGCUUACUCUACAGUCUAGCCAGGCUGUGGCCAAUGCAAAACAACUAAACUGGCCACUCUCUGAAGUGACUCCUGGAGUGUUUGAGACAGAAGCUCCAGGGGGAUAUAAGUUUUAUUUAGAAGACAAAGCUCAACCUAGCACAGAUCCUGUUCAGAAAAGUCACCCUUGCCGUAUCCAACUUAAAGAAGUCAACUGCUUACUGGCAUAAUCUGCUGGGCCUGAAAAUAUAUCAUGAGGAUGAGAGCAAAAAUAGUGUACUGCUGGGGUAUGGUGACAGCCAGUGCAAGCUGGAGUUGCGGGAUAUUGGAGGACCGGUGGACCAUGGGAAAGCAUUUGGCAGAAUUGCAUUUGCUUGCCCAAAAAAUGAGCUUGCAGGCAUUGAGGAAAUCAUGAAAAAAGAGAACCAAAAAAUACUGACACCUCUAGUGAGCCUGGACACUCCAGGGAAAGCUACAGUGCAAGUGGUCAUUUUGGCUGAUCCGGAUGGUCAUGAGAUUUGCUUUGUUGGAGAUGAAGCAUUCCGUGAACUUUCCCAGACUGACCCAAAGGGAGAUCAACUUCUGAAUGAUGCCAUGGCUGCAGACAAGAGUAAAGAAUGGUUUGCAAAGCACAAAAAACAGAAACCAUCUGCAUAG
Staurois parvus is the source of this 898-nucleotide messenger RNA. The record is from the annotation of a GenBank genome assembly. Lineage: Eukaryota; Metazoa; Chordata; Amphibia; Anura; Ranidae.